AUGGAUCCUGCUGCCUCCCUCCACGCUCUGUGGAACCUCACAAGCAAGCAGCAGUUUACCAGUGGCCAGGCUAAUGGCUCAGGAGUGACUGUGUCCAAGGAUGGAACUCUGUUCCACAUGCUGGCACUUUGCACCAUGGUCCUGAUGGACAUCCUGGCGGUGGUGGGCAACUUGGCCAUAAUGGCGGUCAUUGCUAGGGUACCACGAUUGCACAAGUUUAUCUUUGUCUUCCACCUGUGUCUGGUGGACCUGUUAGCUGCACUAGUCCUGAUGCCUCUGGGAAUGCUGACGGAGCAGGCCUUCUUUAACGAAACCAUGUGCCAGGCAUAUCUGUGCUUGAGUGUUGGCCUCAUCAGUGCAGCCAUCCUCACCAUCUCGGCGAUUAACGUGGAGAGGUACUACUACAUCGUGCAUCCCAUGCGGUAUGAGGUUAAAAUGACCAUUGGCCUUGUAGUUACUGUUUUGAUUGGCAUAUGGAUCAAAGCAACAUUUAUGGCUGUUCUUCCUUUGAUGGGUUGGACACAAAAGGAGGAUGAGACACUUUCAAAUCUGGUCCUAGAACCAAGAUGCUGCUCUUUACAUUCGAUCAACAGGGGUCCCCAGCGCUUGGGGUUCAUGGUUCUCUUUGCACUCAUAUACUUCCUCUGUCCGGUUUUUGUCAUCCUGGUGGUGUACUGUAAUAUGUUUAAGGUAGCCAGGGUAGCGGCUAUGCAACCGGGUCCCGUGCCAACGUGGGUGGAAACACCACGGCCACGUUCGGACUCUUUAAGCAGUCGAUCCAGCACAGCAGCGAGCCUCAGAACAACUCGCAACACGCCACAGAGGACGUUCGGCGGUGGCAAGGCUGCAGUUGUACUGGUGGCUGUUGGGGGUCAAUUCCUGGGCUGCUGGCUCCCUUACUUUUCUUUCCACCUCUACUCAGCCAUUGUUUCAUCCUCUCCUGCCUCACUGGCUCAAGUAGAAGAUGUAGUCACCUGGAUUGGCUACUUCUGCUUUACCUCCAAUCCUAUUUUCUAUGGCUGCCUGAACCGACAAAUCCGUGAGGAACUGGCAAAAAACGUGGCGUGCGUCUUCAAGUGGGGACGGCCACACGACGACGAGCAGUUGCCCAGCAGGGAGGCUUCCAUCGAGGAGAACUUCCUGCAAUUCCUUCAAGGCACUGGUUGCAACAUGGGACCCAGGAACUCACAAAGCAUUUCAGUCCUGCAAAAGGAUGAGGAUGAUGCUCUGUCAGAUCAGUUCAGGCCUUCAGUUGACUUUCAUAUCCCAGGCCAGAUCAUGGAAGAGACGUCAGAGUUUAUUGAUCAGCAACAGCUGAAUGAUCUUAAUAUAACAAACAACUGUAUCAAGACUAUGCCUGAGCUGCAGGGUUAA
Molecule: messenger RNA, 1374 nt
Organism: Trichomycterus rosablanca
Lineage: Eukaryota; Metazoa; Chordata; Actinopteri; Siluriformes; Trichomycteridae
Gene: gpr61
Product: G protein-coupled receptor 61
Exons: 1
Coding region: 1-1374 (457 amino acids)
Biological process (GO): G protein-coupled receptor signaling pathway
Cellular component (GO): plasma membrane; signaling receptor complex; endosome
Molecular function (GO): G protein-coupled receptor activity
Source: RefSeq, a predicted model, not a curated record